Messenger RNA from Eublepharis macularius, 6842 nucleotides. RefSeq names its product translocating chain-associated membrane protein 1-like 1. The transcript is spliced from 11 exons. The record is from RefSeq and is a predicted model, not a curated record. Lineage: Eukaryota; Metazoa; Chordata; Lepidosauria; Squamata; Eublepharidae. Gene Ontology annotation, cellular component: endoplasmic reticulum membrane. Bases 114 to 1229 code for a protein of 371 amino acids. Gene Ontology annotation, biological process: protein insertion into ER membrane; SRP-dependent cotranslational protein targeting to membrane, translocation.
UGGGCGUGAGGAAAAGGCGAGCGUUGGGGAGAAUUACGCCUGGCCUUUCCACACCCACCCUUCAACUUUGGCUCUGGAGUCGACCUGCCUCUGAACCCUCUGCCACAGCCGACAUGGGGCUCCGGAAGAAAAACAAGAGCCCGCCGGUCCUGAGCCAUGAGUUCGUCAUCCAGAACCAUGCGGACGCUGUGUCUUGCCUCGCCCUGGGCCUUCUCCUGGGGCUCAUGUUCGAGGUUACAGCCAGAUAUGCCAUCAUGUUUAUUACUAUUCAAUACAAUGUUACUUACACUACAGAUGACAGGCCUGAACCAAUUCAUUUCUAUGAGGGUGGUCCAAAAGACAUGGCCACCAUAUUUUUCUACAUGCUUAUAGCCAUUAUUCUGCAUGCAGUGAUUCAGGAAUACAUACUAGAUAAAAUUAAUAGACGUCUCCACUUGUCAAAAACAAAGCAUAGCAAAUUCAACGAAUCAGGGCAACUAGCAUUUUUCUACUUGUUUUCAUUUGUCUGGGGAGCAAGCAUUUUGUCCGCAGAAGAAUUCACAACAAAUCCAACUCUGUUGUGGAAAGAUUACCCUCAUUCUCGAAUGUUCUUUCAGGUAAAAUUCUUCUAUAUUUGCCAGAUAGCCUAUUGGCUUCAUGCACUACCAGAACUCUACUUUCAAAAAAUUAGAAAGGAAGAUAUUCCCAGACAGUUGUACUAUAUCUGCCUUUAUAUUGUCCAUAUAUCUGGUGCCUACAUUUUGAAUCUUCAUCGUUUGGGGCUAAUUUUGCUGGUGCCUCAUUACCUUGUGGAACUGAUUUUUCAUGCCUCACGUCUUUUCUACUUCAGUGAUGAGAAUAAACAGAAAGGAUUUACCCUUUGGGCUCUACUAUUCGUAAUGGCUCGGCUUUUGACCUUAACUUUGUCAGUUCUCACAUUUGGAUUUGGUCUGGCAAGAGCAGAAAAUCCUGGUUUCUCUAUAGCAGAAGGAAACUUCAACAUACUUACGAUUCGAAUUGGCUGUCUGGCUGCAAUUUGUUUGACUCAAGCUUGGAUGAUGUGGAAAUUCAUCAACUUCCAAUUAAAGAAAUGGAGAGAACAUGUUCAGAAUCAGAUUCCUAAGAAAAAAGCAAUCAACACGAAGAGUAAACCAGCAAAAAAGGAACCAAGCAGAUCUAACUUUGUCAAUGGAGCAGUAAAAUUUGAAGAGGGCACAUCACCUAGAAAAAGGAAAUCAAAAGUUUUGUAAGAAUCUUAGAUCCAGAGGACUCUUUUUACAUAAGACUGUAUUUAAAAAAAAAGUUCUGUUAAUGCAAAGAGAGAGACUAUCAAGUUACAUUGCCUGAAAGACACUUGUUGAAAUAAUAUAUUUUUAAACAUCAGUACAAAAUGUAUUGUGAGUAUUUCAUCAUGAAUUUAGUUUAUUUAACAUUAUAAUGUUCACCAUUUCCAUGUAUAAUUUCUCUUUUGUUUCAUUCUCAUGUCUAAGUACAAUAUUACUAUAAUGGGGACAGGCACAGAAUGAUUAUUGGUCAGGCAUAUCUUUAUUUAGAGUUUUAAAAUAUAAGUAACAACUCCAUUAAAUUAGGAAAAAGUAGAUUUUAAAAAUAGUUUUUAGUAACUUUAAUUUCUGAACUGAAUUACUAUUAAAGGUAUGUGUUAGAAUUUUUAGGAGAUGUUUGCACCAUUUUCUGUUUUAAUUAUACUGUCUGAAAUGUCUCUCUUAUUCAGAAGCAAUUUAAAUAUUCUGCUUUUUAAAGUUCCUCGGUUUUUGAUACAUUAUCUCAGUUCUGAUGUGUGUUUUCAGAAUGAUUACCAAGUGUUUAAGGCUAAAUUUAGUAGAAACAGUAUCCUGUUUGGAGACCUAAACUAGUUUGUUGUAUACAAAGUAGCUUCCAAAGCCUUUUCAAGGAAGUUUUUAAAGUAGAUGCUUUUUAAAAAAAAAAAGGUGCUAAAAAGGUUUAUUUUGAUUUUACUUUACUGAGAGAUCCAUGAAACUACAAACUGUUCUUCAAAAUGAAUGUUUAACAUCCAGGGCUGUAGACAUGUUCAGAAUGACUAUAAGAAAGUCAAGUUCUUUUCUUGCCUAUCACAAACAAAAGCCAAAAAAUAAACGUAGCUUUUUGCUCUGUCAUAAUUUCAGCCAGUGGCACCCUGUUCCUGCCUCAUGCUAAAAGCUUUUAAUUCGCAAAUAGGUGCUUGCAGUUAAUGCCUGUUAUAUUAUGCAGUUAUUAUUCAGCCAUCAUGUGCUAAAAUACCAGGUUAUGAUUAAAAGUCAGAAUUAUGGUUGACAAUUUAUGGAAAAAAGACUCUCAUGGGGUUUCAGAGACUGUCUGCUCCUGUAAGGGGCUUGCACUACUGACUCGGCUGAAAUUUUUACUCUGAAAACGGAUUCCUUUUUCCAUAUCAGAGGCUGCUUUUUAACCCCUUUUCAAUUUUCACAGCAGUUUGCCAUGUAAAAAGAGCUGCGGGGGUGGGGGGUAUCUAAAGCUCCACACAUCCCUUGGUUUCAGAAUUCAUUGGAUUCUCACCAUUGACUAUAGAGCUAUAGAUCCUAUAGUAUUAUGCUAUAGGCUUUCAUGUAGUCUUCUCCUCCCCGAUCCCUUUUAACCAUUUCUUCUGUUAGCUCCUGGAUAUAUUGGAGGAGAGGCAUUUUGCUUUAGAUAGGACAAGUUGCUGUUUAAGUUGUAAUCCUAAAAGUGUCUGUUCCAGAAACAGAGUAAGCAACCAGAAUAAGCCUUUUCUCUUUUGAUGUGCCACUACUACAAAAUAAAAUCCCUUAACAAUAGCAACAAAUAGAAGGGGAAAUAAGUUACUUUUUAAAUGAGCCUUUGGUUUUCCGGGCUGUUGGAUGACCCAGAAGAGCUAAUGAAAGUCUUUCACAUAUUAGAGAUGCAAUCUAUAUUUUAUUAAAACUCUCAUGGUUGUAGCAGUUUCAUAUCCUCACACUGUGAUGUGAUGCUCUAUGGGCAUUACAAUGCACUUGUAAACUCACAUACACUUAAGGGUUUCCCUAUAUAGUUCAGGGCAGACUUUAUUCAUGCAUGUCUAAGGAUGGAACAGUCCCUGACACUGCACCCAGUGGGGAUACUCUUGUGUGCUCAAACGCUCUAUAACAGCACACCCAGUAUGAUAGCCAUGACAUAACUCCUCUUCUAGAACAGUAGAGGCUAUUAUACACUCCUCGAUAUGCAUAAGAACUGCUUAUGUCUACUUUUCAUCCUGGUAGAACGUUCAUCUUCUGCAACUUAUGCUACGUUAUAAAACUUUGUCAACUGAUGACAAAACUCUUUUGUUUAAAGAUAUUUUAUUUUGAACCAGUCAGUCUUGGGAUGAAAUUGCACCUCAGUCCUGACCAUACUCCUGUGAGAAACAAGGGACUUAAAUCAUGCUUUCUCUAGCACUCAGUAAACCAUUCAGUCACACAUGUUUAGAUGUUGCCACAUGGAUAAAAUAACUUUUAAAAAAUAAUGAGUCUUUUUGUAUGUUUAACAUAGCUGCAUCAUUUGUAUACAAAAUGCCAUUCAGAAUUUGAGCCCAUUUUUCUCAUUUGACAACCUGGUCCUGUGUGCAAGCUAACUGUAGGAUUUUUCUGUGACAUCUUAUAAUCCUGUAUGUUCCUAUUGAAAAUGUUUACCUUGGAACUAGAUUUAUAUUUUUUUAUGCUUUUAAAUAAAACUUAUUUGUAUGUUGAUGAAUGCCUUGUCUGAUAAAAGUAUCAUCUUCUGAGCAGUUUUGAUGAAAACUUAGUUUUGUUACAAGGUUCAGCUGUGCUGCUCAUAAGACAAUGCUUUCGCUGAUCAUUAUGAUUGUAGUCCUGGACUGCUUUCUAAGAGAGGAAGUUGAAGGCCAGUUAUCCCUGUAGUGUCCUCAGGAUGGUAACUGUGGACAUUGCGUAGUUACCGGCUGAAGUUUGUAUUGUCUAAAACAUUGUAUAAUGCUAAUAUAAGCUAAUUUUGUGUAAUAGAAAUGGUCAGUUUUUUAAAAAAAAUAACUAGUCUAAUUAUGUAUUACAAAGUAAUUGAAAACUCUUCUGAAGGAAGUCAUCAGGCACUUCAAACUUCAAAAAAAUAUGUUUACAGGCUGAGAAUUGCAUUACAAUCUUGUAGAAGAUAAUGGUUCAGUUAUUGAAUUAUUGGAAUUAAAUUCCUAACAUACACAUGGAAUUCUUCUUAUACAUUUAAAGUUAAAAUUGACAGCUUUCUACCUAUGAAUCCAGACACUUUCUCUAAAAUGUCUCUAAAAUGUCCUUGAAAUGCAAGUGUGUUGUAUUUGGGCGUAUGAGGGUGUGUGUGUCUGCACACACAUAAACCUGAUAUCUGUAAACCAAGAAGACAAUUCUUCUGCAGCAUGAAAGGAACUUAUCAACCAAUUACCAUUCUGUCCUGUGUCAUUGCACUGUGCUGAUGGAUAUUUUAUGUACUAUCAAUGCAUUAAAUAAAAGGUGGGGCUGUGCCUUAAGGUAUUUUGGUGAGCCUUAAACAGUUUUUGGCAAGCACAUUGAUUUUGAGGUAUUGCCACAAAAACUUGAUGCAUAGGAACUUGUAAUUAAAAUUAAUGGAAAAUAGUAAUGGGCUGGUUGUGUAUUCAGAGAAAUUGCUCUGCAUACGUAGCCUCUCCAUUUAAAUAGGUUGUAGAAUCUGUGACUUGGAGCAGAAUAUAUGUGGGUAUAUAAGCAGAGAUGGUGUAAAAGCAGUGCUAAACAGCUGCCCUGUUGCAAUAUUGAAUGUCCCAUGUGUUGCAUGAGCACACACCUCACCGCUUGCCUAAUGCCCAGUCAGCCCCAGGGACUCCUGGAUGUACAUGGGCAUCAUGCAUGUUCUUGUAUGUGUAUAUAGGAGCCAAUAAUAUGCUGGGUGCUCUAGUUAGUUUCCUCCCAGGAUAUCCUAGUAAUUCCUUCUUUCCUCUAGCACUAAUUCUUACACCAGAAUGUGCCAUUCAAGAACUUGCACAGGGGAACAGAAAGAAUUAACAGUGUGUGUUGUGCAGUUCUGAGCUUGUUUACCCAGAAGUAAAUCCCCAGAAUUACUGGGCCUUACUCCUGAUAAGUGUAUAUACAAUGGCAGUACUGGAGGAAUGCAAAAAGCUUAAGUCUUUAAGCCAAUUACAAGAAGACCUUCAGGUGCCCUCUCAGAAGGCUGGUCUAUUUGUCUUACAGUUGCCAGAGCAAAUAUUUACAUAUUGUUAAUAGAAUAAAAGCCUAAAAAUUAUGGGCAUUGUGUUCAAACUUACUUCCAGAUAAAUACAAACAAUUCUAGGGUUGUUUCUAUUCUAAAAAACAGCUGCACUUAUGAGUUUUCACAGAAGGCUAUCGUGCAUAUAAGGGUAAGUAUAAAAUACAGUGAAGAUGAAAAAUCUCCUUUGAAUGCAAAAUUCUGAACAGCUUAAAAAUCUAAAAAUCUUUUAUACAUUGUAAGAUCUUAUUAUUGAUCACAGCAACUAAUAUCUCCUUAUUUUCAACUUCACCAAGUAUAACCUAUUGAUUUUUGUUCCACCCUUGAUUUAGGUUCACCCAAUAAUCUUAAACAAGUAUCAUGGAAUUAUUCAGUUAGACUUACUCCUUUAGCUGCAGCUGAACAAGACCAGUCAAUAUAUCCAGAAAAUAGUGUGAAGGGAAGGGUUGACUCCCGCCCCUCCAUGCAGCAUCACCACCUCCAUGGCUGCUUUUAAAGAAAACUAAAACACCUGGAGAACCAAUGUGCAUCUUGUCUAGGCAUGCACUUAAUCUCACUUAUUAAGCGCAAAGCCUAUGAAAGUGUUAAGGAAGCUAAAAAUGUUCAGGUGUGUUACUGAUUUUUCUUAGUGGCCCAUUCUGCAUGUCUGUAUAAAAAUGCGUGCUCUGAGAAGGGAUCAGGACGUUUAGUUACCUUAUAUCUAAAAAUGUUACAAUUAGGGUUGCUGACAGGCCUAGAGAAAAACAUCCUGCUCCUUUUAUAGAGAUUCAUUCUGUAGAAGUAGCCAGCUGAAACUUUUCAUGGUAUGGAGGAAAAUAUCCCAUUUAGACCUGUUGACAACCAUAUUCCUAAGAAGUGGCCUACAAAACCGGCAGUUAACUUGUGUUUGAAGGAGCAAGCUAAGGAUUAAAGAGAGCAUUCAAACAGUACAAUGGUUUUUCUCUGUGUCUGUUUGCUGCCUGACCCUAUCCAGGUUUGUUCAGAAGUCACUUAUUUGUGCAUAAAGUUGCAGCUUUAAAGCCACACUAGUGUUAGCAAUAAGCUGUUAAUACCCUGUUUGUUUAUUGAAAGUCUCUUCAUGUUUGUCUUCAAAUAAAUUUCGCACCAUUUUCUAUUUUAAAAAAGUAAGUAUCUGGAAAGUAAAAGCCUGAACAGAUAGCAUCAACUUUGGGAACCAUCAUUUUAAGCAAUAUAAGUGAAUGAUAGUAAUGUUUACAAUUGUAAAACAUUAUACAUUUCAUGUUUUAUGUGUGAGUAGAGCUAGCUGUAUUUAAACCAGCCAUGAAACCCAUGUUGUAUUGUUUACAUACUAUGAUUAAUGUGGAAUAUUGAGCUUUCUAUUUUAGCUCUUUCUACAUUUCAUUUGUUUGUAUUCUGUUCAAAAACAUCAGUGCCCCAAUGCAUUGCUUUUUCUUAAUGCAUUAAGAAACUGGUUGUCAUUUUGUAGUGCUCCUUUGCUGUCUGUCUAACUUCAGGUCACUGUAAGGUUUCAAUGCUUUUUUUAAAAAAAAGUUAUAAAACACCUCAAAUGUUUUGAUACAUUUCUUAAAGUUGUGUCACUUACUGGGCAGGGAGCCCAGAACAUGAUAUUUUCUUGUAGAACAAAGUGUUGAUGUUCUUUAACUGUUUCUAAGAAUUUCUUGUUGUGUAAUUUUUGGUUUGACAUUAAAUCAUGUACUCCUAGUCUC